This is a messenger RNA of Oncorhynchus mykiss (rainbow trout), 3377 nucleotides long. RefSeq lists its product as uncharacterized. Gene Ontology annotation, molecular function: DNA-binding transcription factor activity, RNA polymerase II-specific; RNA polymerase II transcription regulatory region sequence-specific DNA binding. Gene Ontology annotation, cellular component: nucleus. Lineage: Eukaryota; Metazoa; Chordata; Actinopteri; Salmoniformes; Salmonidae. Gene Ontology annotation, biological process: regulation of transcription by RNA polymerase II. The record is from RefSeq and is a predicted model, not a curated record.
CAUGGGGCUGGGGAUCAGAAAUGUCCCGUUCAUGAGAGGCAGGUUGAGGUAGUGCAGAAGUUGUCUUAUGCUGAGGCAGUGAAGAAAGUAGAGGAAGAUGGAUCAAGGGGGAGGGAAGUGGUAAUGUCUCUUUCAGGUUGUUGGCAUGAGGUAGGACUAAAUAUAUUUAAAUAGUGGAGUAGGGUUGUUUUUUAUUGUUAUUUUCAAGCAAAGUAUAAAGGAGUUGUACUCCAGUCUAGUAAGUGGUGGUAAUGCAGCAUAUUGGAUGCCAACCGGCUGUUAAACCUCAUCGAAGAAUAAAUAAAAAACUAGCUCCGACUUUGAAAAAUCGAUUUGAACGGUCAUUCAACUCGGAAUUCCAACUCGGGCCUCUUUAUAGAGCUCUGACCUGAAGAUCACUGACGGCAUGAAUUGACGUCGUAUUUUUCCGCGUUCCCAUUUCACAUAAUCCACAUAUUUGAUAACUAAUAAAGUAAGAGACGUUUCUUACAAGAUUCUUUACAGAUUUUAUCAUUGUAAUAGUCUUAUUUCUAAAUAUGCAAUUAAUGUAGAAAAUAAGUGUAGCUUUUGUGAAUUGGAAAAUUAGACUAUAGGGCAUUUAUUUUCUGAUUGUUUUCAUAGCGAAAUAUUUUUGCCAGGUAUGAAAAUAUACAUUAGCGAUAAAAUGGGUAAACCUGUACGCAUUACCAAAUGUUAUCUUUUUUAUUUUACAUACAUGCGAAGUGACUGUCAAUACAUUAAUUUUAUUGUUUUCAUUUUAUUGGGAAAAUGUUACAUCCAUUAAAAUAAGUUUAAUAAAACGUUUCAAUAUUUUUCUAAUCUAUUUAGAAUAUUAUUUAUCAUCCCUGAAAGGUAUAAAUAGCAAUUUGUCAAAGAACUGUCCACAGUAUUUGUCAAAAUGAUUUGUGAUAUUUGUAUAUUGUUUGGUUUUGUACAAUGUUCGUGUGAUGUAAUAACUAAUAUAUAUAUAUAUAUUACAAUGUAUACAAUAAAAACUGUAAGAGUCUGUAUCCUAAUAUAUAAUCAUAUCUGAUGUUGAACGUCAACAGUAAACGUGUAACAUACAAAGCUAUUGCUUAAAUAAAGGUUGUCUUUUUACUCCAGUAAAGAGAGUUCCGAUGUAGAUUGUCCCACUAUCCAACCCGUUGGUUUGUUUCCGGAAGUUCGACUGUUUUUAAUGGAUGCUUUUUGUGUUGCCUGUCUAGCUAAGUAGCAUGCCAACUACCAUAGCCUUACUUUCUCUCAUUACAUCUGGUAUUUAUAUUUAUUAGAAUAGCCUCAUAUACAGUAAGUACUACAGCUUAUAUCUCAAAAUGGUAAAACAAUUGCAAUAGGACAGUUAUUGGGGGAGGCAAAAGCGGUUUAGUUACCAGUAUCUUUUCUGCUAAGGUUAGCUAAUGAGCUAGCUUCAUAUCAUUUUGAUAGACUGGAUCGUAACACUGACCAACCUGAACAAAAGUAGGUCAACUUUACGGUCUCAUAACUGUAUCUAGUUACACAUAGACAGUUUGCCAUGAUGUCUGAAGCCAUCGUAACCUUCCAGUCUCAGCUCUCCGGGGUCAUGGAGACGGUCCUUAAGUCAGCCAUAUACGAGAUCACCAGGCUGGUGGAGGAUAGUUUCCUGGAGGAGGUGUUCCGGAACCGGGAGCAGGUCGAGUCACUGAAGAAGCGGCUGCAGUGGUCGGAGAACAGUCGCAAGGAGAGGGAUAGAGAGGGAGGCCAGAGGGGGAAGUGUGCGGACUGUGGGAGAGCUGACGUGGAGACAAGCUCUGGAACCUCACAGACAGGUGUGGAGAGGGGGUGUGGCCUGAAGCAGGAGAAGGUAUCAGGGGAGGAGUGGAGCAGCUGUGGGGGCGUGGCCGGGGAAACAACCUUCCAUGACCUGGAGGAGGCUGAGGCCAUCAGCCCUAGGAGAACCUCUGAGUCCACAGAGGUCGGAAGUCAGAAGCUGGACAGUCUGCUGAAAGAGGAGCCUCUCCACAACACUGAGCUACGGGAGAGAUGGGAGUUCUGCUUGGAUGGGGCCGACGGUUCGGACGUUUCGGGGCCCAGUAAGAGUUUCAGUGAGCAAGCACUGCAGCAGUGCCAGGCUGACUGGGGAUCUGUUCUAGACCAGGGGCCUAAACCUCCGGGCCCCGAGGGAGACGCAGGGGAUCCCACCGACCCUCUCUACCGUCCUCGUUACAGCAUGAAAGAACUGGUGGGCGGCUUUGAAAAGUCUGGUUGCGACGGAAGUGGUGGUGGCGGCCAUCUUGCAGACAUAGAAGGACUGGAUAGGUUUCCUGGUUCUCCGUCUCGUCUGGGGACGAUGAGCUACGGAGCUCUGGGUCACUACCAGGUGGACCUGGGAGGGUCUGAGGGGGGAGACCAUCACCAUCGCUCCCACAUGCCUGACCCCCAUCAGAGCCAGAGGGAGCAGGUGGGGUCGCCAACGCCAUCCCCCCACCCAGAGGUGGGAGAACGGAACUGCCUGUUGAUAAACGAGGAGGGGUACCUGCAGGACUCCAGCGUCUUGUACCCUGAACACGGUGUCCCAGAGUCAGGUAGUAGAGCCGGCCACAGGGGGCUAACCUCCAUCCACUCUGGAAGCUCAGCCCACAACAACAACACAGAGAGCCUGUAUGAUGCCGCUGACGACUUUGGACACUCUUUAAACCUCAGAGAUCGUUCACAAGAGCAGGUAACAGGAAGAGUGAGAGGAGGGGGGAGGUGUCACGCCUGCAAUCAAUGCACCAAGACCUUCCCAGACUCCGUUUCUCUCAAGGCCCACAAGCAGAAACACGAAAUGGGUAGAGGGUUGAGCACAGAGUCAGGGUCUGGACCUCAAUACUCGCGCACCCAGUGCGUUAAGACCUUCACCCAGGCCUGCAACCUCAAGGUCCACCAGCGGGUCCACCAGGCAGAGGGACUCCACCUCUGCAGCCAAUGUGGCAAGGGCUUCACCUCCUUCUCCGACCUGAAGAGGCACAAGUGCAGCCAGACCACAGACAAGCCCUACUGCUGCUCCAUCUGUGGGAACAAGUUCAAUCGGCUCUGGAACCUCAAGCUGCAUCAGCGCAUUCACACGCAGGAGAAACCUCACCGCUGCACUAUGUGUGACAAGCGCUUCACACGGGCAGACAAUUUGAAGGUGCACCAGCGUAUCCACACUGGGGAGAGACCGUACUGCUGCGCUGUAUGUGGACUCCGCUUCAAACAACUGGACCAUCUGAAGUCACACCAGCGCAAACACAGGCCGGAUCUCCUGAAAUGAAUUUGUUUAAAAAAAUAUAUACAGUACCAAUCAAAAGUUUGGACACACCUACUCAUUCAAGGGUUUUAUUUAUUUGUACUAUUUUCUACAUUGUAGAAUUAUAGUGAAGACAUCAAAACUAUGA